Zalophus californianus (California sea lion) is the source of this 2675-nucleotide messenger RNA. It is a transcript of the gene MOB3B, whose product is annotated as MOB kinase activator 3B. Bases 595 to 1245 code for a protein of 216 amino acids. Gene Ontology annotation, cellular component: cytoplasm; nucleus. The transcript has 4 exons. NCBI's taxonomy places the organism in Eukaryota, Metazoa, Chordata, Mammalia, Carnivora, Otariidae. Gene Ontology annotation, biological process: positive regulation of protein phosphorylation; signal transduction. The record is from RefSeq and is a predicted model, not a curated record. Gene Ontology annotation, molecular function: protein kinase activator activity.
CCCCGGAGCCGUCCCGAAUCGCGGGUGACUGCAGCGUGCGGGUCGGGCUGAGGGUGGCGGGAAGACAAACUUUUGCGAAAGUGCGCCUGGGCCGGAGCACCGCGCUCAGGGCGUGUGCGGAGGCUCGACGCGGGCUCCGCUGGGGGAAGCCCGCUGCGCCGGCCCGCUCGCCCCGGGCACCGUCGGAGCUUCGGGGAGGGAGCGCGUGGGUGAAGGACGGACAAAACCCUGCUGACCCCUUGGGCCAACAACUGUCAAACAUCUGGAAUCCAGCCCCUCCCUUCCCCUGCGCCGAGGAAGGUGAAAACCCCUCAACUUUCCUUUGAUUGUCCUCCCUGCCUUGGGACGCCUCUCGGAAUGGAAAAGGGCCGACCUCUGGUGCCUGGCACCCUUUAGAAAGAAACAUGAGGUUCUCUUGGAGACUAUUCAAGAGGAAGGUGGAAGGGGCCGCCUAAAAGAGAUUAAAAGCUGCGUACCGCAAGCCUGGGGCCAGAGGGCUGGCAGUGGAAAGCGCUGCUGGGUUGUGACCUCUCCCUGAGAAGUUCUAGGUGCCUUUUUGCUUCCUGCAAAAAAAGGGAAGAGAAGGAGAAGACCAUGUCCAUAGCCUUGAAGCAGGUGUUCAACAAGGACAAGACCUUCCGGCCCAAGAGGAAAUUUGAACCUGGCACACAGAGAUUUGAGCUCCACAAACGGGCUCAGGCAUCCCUCAAUUCAGGCGUGGAUCUGAAGGCUGCUGUGCAGCUGCCCAGUGGGGAGGACCAGAACGACUGGGUGGCGGUGCACGUGGUGGACUUCUUCAAUCGGAUCAACCUCAUCUAUGGCACCAUCUGUGAGUUCUGCACCGAGCAGACCUGCCCCGUGAUGUCGGGGGGCCCCAAAUAUGAGUAUCGGUGGCAGGAUGACCUCAAAUACAAGAAGCCAACUGCCCUCCCAGCUCCUCAGUACAUGAACCUUCUUAUGGAUUGGAUCGAGGUCCAGAUCAACAAUGAGGACAUAUUUCCAACCUGUGUGGGUGUUCCCUUCCCAAAGAACUUCCUUCAGAUCUGCAAGAAGAUCCUGUGCCGCCUUUUCCGCGUCUUCGUCCACGUCUACAUCCACCACUUUGACCGGGUCAUUGUGAUGGGUGCGGAGGCCCAUGUCAACACCUGCUACAAGCACUUCUAUUACUUCGUCACAGAGAUGAACCUCAUCGACCGCAAGGAGCUAGAGCCUUUGAAAGAGAUGACGAGCAGGAUGUGUCACUGACGCCCCACCUUAUCUUUGGAAGACAGAGGAAAGCUCUUUGCUCCUGGAGUGCUGAGCAGGGAGACCUCCCUGGCUGGCGUGGCACACCUACUUCCAGGAGCAGGAGAGGUGGAGACAACGGUGAUUCCUGAGAGACGUUCCCCACUCACCCCGUGUGCUCUUAACCCUCUGAGUGCUGCUAGCCACGACCUGUGGACCUGUCCGACCACAGCGUGCAAGAAGGACUGCCCCCUGGCCCCUUCUGGCUCUGAGUCACCCCGAGGAAGCCUCUGCACUUCCAUGCAUGUCGCAGCUCUGCCUGUGACCUGCCGCCUAAGCUUUACUGGAAUUCAGGUUUUGAGACUGAGACACUCGUACUUUUCCACUUCUGUCUUGUCAACUGGCCGACUUUUCUGUCACGUGUUUUCUAAGUACCGGGUGAAUUUUGGAACUCUAGAUGAGCAGCGAGCUUUUCUAUAACAAGCCUUCCUUUCAGACCUCUCGCCCUGAUCUGAUUCUGUGGUUUAACUUCACGCAGGGCGGUGUAACCACAAGAGAUCUGAGACCCACCCCGCAGCCUCAACACGUUUUUCCCUGAGAGGCAGGUUUUUUUCAGGGACCACUCCAUGACCCCAAACAAACCUUAACUACAGGGAGGAGACCGGUCGCGAGCAGAAAGCUGACGAGUUACCAGUUAACUCCAAACAGAAUGUGGUUUGUUUGUUUGUUUGUUUUUUUACAACCACACCAUUUCUUGUCUCUUCUAUUCAAGAUAUUUUCUUCCUGUUUCCCAGAAGAGAGGAAGAAAAAGAAACUGUAAACGACCAAGAAUGAUCAGCCGAACCCCUGAGCCAGAUUAGUACAACGUUUUUCUGGACCAAAGGGGAGGGAGUUGUGGCUGUCUCCACAUAAUACUAAAAUUUCAGUGGAAAAAAAAAAAAAACAGAAGUGCAAUUGGUUAUUUGGUGCACAUAACUCAGCCAGCUGGCUCGUUGGCUCGUAGCCUUCCCAGCUGGCCCUCUGAGCGCCUUCGUCCAGCCCCUGUUUUCUCUCUUCCUUUACACGCCCUGCCCCCCCCCACCCCAGCCGGAUUGUGCUAUGGCACAAAUUAAUUUCUGCCCCUAUGAUUGUGCCACCGUUGCCAAGGUAACAGUGGAACUGGAGCUAACUUUCUUCUUCCAUUCCUUCCCGGUUUUCCCAUUCCAGUCAACAAAAUAGCACAGCCUGUGCUACAUCCUGCCUUUUGAAACCGAAGUGAGUCUUAGUUGCAGAAACGUUGCCUUCUCUGCUUCAUCCACAAACCUGGUGGUGGUCCCGAGAGCCUGUAACGAAGGGGUGAUGAUACUCCCAGUGACCCUUUGAAUUUGACAAAGUAGCAAUUGGUGGAGGGAAGUAGAUAAGAAUGUAUUAGUGUAUUUUAAUGUAACAACGAUUAAAGAAUAACUAAACAA